UACCUCCAUGUGUCCACAAUGCCCCGAAUGCCCGACUCCCAAACAUACUUCAUGCCGGAGCGAAGACUAAAAUCAAACUAGCUGUAAUCACGAGGUUAAAGAUCAAACUUUGUUUAGGAAGAUACUAACCACAAAUUCUCAUAAAAACCCAUGCACUAAUUGGUUUAUUCAAUUGAACUGAAACAGAACCAAGAUCCUCACCUAUUGGACGAGGUGGAUCCGUCCCUGGUAUAGACUGUGGCUGAGCAAUAGGAAGAAAAUGCCGAAUCCUAGUCUCCCUGAGGAAUUGAUACAGGAAAUUCUGUUGAGGUUGCCGGUGAAAUCUCUUGUACGCUUCAAAUGCGUGUGUAAGUCAUGGCUCUCUCUUAUUUCCGAUCCCAAAUUCGCAAAAUCGCAUUACGACUUAGCCUCUGAACCCACCUAUCGAUUUCUCUUCAUAUCAACUUCUGAUUCCCAAGUGCAAUCCAUAGACAUAGAAGCAUCACUUAUUGAUCAUGAUUCUCCAGUAUUAUCAACUCACGUUCUUCCUCACCCUGUUUCUGCUUGGUCUAUUAGUAACAGUCGAAUUUAUGGUUCUUGCCGAGGCUUUUUACUUUUGAACUACAGGCAGCGUGAUCUCCUUGUGUGGAAUCCAUCAACAGGUGCUUUCAAACCAAUACCCUACCCACAUUCGAAUUCCCUAUACGGAUUUUGGUAUGAUGCAUCAACAGAUGAUUAUCUGGUUCUUUUUAUGAAAAUUCCAUAUGCCCCUGAUUGGAAAACAGAUAUUGAUAUUUUCUCAUUGAAAACCAAUUCGUGGGAUCAAAUUGAGGGUUUCAAAUUCCCAUAUUGGAUUACCCGGGCUAGAACUGAAGCUGGUCUUCUUUUAAAUGGAGCUCUUCAUUGGUUGGUUUACUCUUGUGAUUAUGAUUGUGUCAUAAUUGCUUUUGAUUUGAUAGGAAGGAGUUUAUUUGAGAUUCCUUUACCAUAUGGUAUACAUACGGAAGAUAUCGAAGGAGUUCAUCUGAGGGUUAUGGGAGAUUGUCUUUGUCUGUGUAAUCCUAAUAGUAGUGAUCGUGCAAUGGCUGAGAUAUGGAUGAUGAAAGAGUAUAAAGUGCACUCAUCUUGGACUAAGUCAUUUGUUCUGCCCACUGAUAACAUCCCUCGUAACUUUUUUCUUCCAAUGUGCUUCACCAAAUCUGAAGGAUUAUUUGGAUCAAAUUGCAGUGGAAGUUUAGUGAAAUUUAAUAGCGAAGGAGUUUUAACUGAACAUGCCGCAUGCAGAAGUAAGUCUUUCAAACUGGAUCUACUAGAGUUUGCCGUGUAUAGAGAAAGCCUACUCUCCCUCCCUGGUGACUUUGGGGAAUCAAGUGAAGAUGGCCAACAAUAAUAGACUAGAAGAAUUACGAAGAAGCAUGGUUUCUGAAGAACUGAGGCUCAAUGGACUUGAAAGUGGCUUUAAUUAUGCAGACUUGUACUGCAUCACAAUAUUGGAAUUUAAAAGGAGCAUGAUUUCUGUUUAGUUUUCCUUUCAUACUUGAAACAAUCGUUGUGUUGUUGGUAUAUUUCUUCCAUAAUGAUCAAAAUUAUUAAUGCAACUCACUGGUAGGUGAGUGCUGAUUUUAUCCCUAGAUUUCCAUUUGUUUUGGGUGAGUGAUAUUUACAUCUGUAAGCACACAUGUCCCUGGAAGCCUAUUUUCAGUAUUUUGUCUGGUUUUGGGUGGUAAUUUCAGUGUUACAUCUACUUGUUAAUUGAUAUUUUGUGAAACUUAAUUGCUUUUAGUUUGAGUUUGGCUUGGCAGUGCUGCUAUUGUCUCAGGUUAUGUUCAAUAUUAUGGCUCUCCUUUGAUUCA
Messenger RNA from Lotus japonicus, 1832 nucleotides. RefSeq names its product putative F-box protein At3g16210. Lineage: Eukaryota; Viridiplantae; Streptophyta; Magnoliopsida; Fabales; Fabaceae. Gene Ontology annotation, molecular function: protein binding. The record is from RefSeq and is a predicted model, not a curated record. The coding region runs from base 260 to 1369 and encodes 369 amino acids. The transcript has 2 exons.